Beauveria bassiana ARSEF 2860 is the source of this 1092-nucleotide messenger RNA. RefSeq names its product ornithine carbamoyltransferase. Lineage: Eukaryota; Fungi; Ascomycota; Sordariomycetes; Hypocreales; Cordycipitaceae. Gene Ontology annotation, molecular function: amino acid binding; ornithine carbamoyltransferase activity. The transcript is spliced from 3 exons. Gene Ontology annotation, cellular component: mitochondrion. The record is from RefSeq and is a predicted model, not a curated record. The coding region runs from base 1 to 1092 and encodes 363 amino acids. Gene Ontology annotation, biological process: L-citrulline biosynthetic process.
AUGAGCGCCUCCUCCCCUGCUCUCCGCAGCGUCGCCGGCGGUGCCGCACGCCACCUACAGCAAUGCUCCUACUCAUCAACAGCGGCCGCGGCCGCCGCCGCGGCUGCUCCCAGGCAUCUCAUGUCCAUUGCCGACCUCGCGCCGGCCGAGUUUGCGAACCUCGUCAGACUCGGCGCGGCGCGCAAGACGCAGGUCAAGUCGGGCGCGGUGCCGGCGACGCUCCGCGACGGGCUGGCGGGCCAGACGGUCGCCAUGCUGUUUAGCAAGCGCAGCACCCGCACGCGCGUGUCGACAGAGGCGGCCGUCACGAUGCUGGGCGGGCAUCCCAUGUUUCUGGGCAAGGAUGACAUUCAGCUAGGUGUGAAUGAGUCGCUGUACGACACGUCAAAGGUCAUUUCGUCCAUGACCUCGUGCAUGGUCGCUCGUGUCGGCCCGCAUUCCGACGUCGCCGGACUGGCCAAGGACUCGAGCGUGCCCGUCAUCAACGCCUUGUCAGAUGACUUUCACCCCUUGCAAACGAUUGCCGACUUCCUGACAAUGCACGAGACGUUUGCCUCGUCGAGCGCCACGUCUGGCGGCAGUCUCGGCCUCGAGGGCCUCAAGGUUGCCUGGGUCGGCGACUCCAACAAUGUGCUCUUUGACCUGGCCAUUGGCUGCGUCAAGAUGGGCGUCGACAUUGCCGUCGCCUCGCCCAAGGGCUACAGCAUCCCAGACACCAUGCGGGCCCUCAUCAACGCCGCCGCGCAGGGCGUCGCCUCGCCGGGCAAGCUGACGGAGACGACGGUGCCGGAGGAGGCCAUCAGGGACGCCGACGUGCUGGUGACGGAUACCUGGAUCUCCAUGGGCCAGGAGAGCGAAAAGCAGAAGCGCCUGGAUGCAUUUGCCGGCUACCAGAUUACGAAUGACUUGGCUAAGCGCGGUGGCGCCAAGGAGGGCUGGAAGUUUAUGCACUGUCUGCCACGACACCCAGAAGAGGUUGCGGACGAGGUGUUUUACAGCCCGAGGUCUUUGGUCUUCCCCGAAGCCGAGAAUCGACUGUGGGCUGCCAUCGCCGCGCUAGAAGGCUUUGUUGUCAACAAGGGCAAGUUUUAG